UCAUACCAAAUAGCAGAUUGUAUUCUAAUUUACAUAUUUAAUUGUGUAGUCAUCAACAAAAUAAACUAUGGCCGCAGAUGAUGACAUGAGAGGCGAGCUCGCCAACAUGCAGAUGAGGGCGAACCAAAUUACUGAUGAGUCUCUGGAAAGUACUCGUCGUAUGGUUGGACUGAUGGAAGAAACACAAGAUGCUGGAAUCAGAACCUUAGUUAUGCUUGAUGAACAAGGAGAACAACUCGAUAGGAUCGAUGAAGGAAUGGAUCAAAUUAAUCAAGACAUGAAACAAGCAGAAAAAAAUUUAGAAGGAUUGGAAAAGUGUUGUGGAUUAUGUGUUUGCCCAUGGAAUAGAGCUAAAAAUUUUGAAAAAGGUGACGAAUAUAAAAAAGCAUUCAGUAAAAAUCAAGAUAAAGUUGUCAGUGACCAACCCGGUGCCAGAAUUCAGGAUGAGAGAACGAUGGCACAAGUUGGUGGUGGAUACGUCAAGAGGGUAACAAACGAUGCACGAGAAGAUGAGAUGGAAGAGAAUUUGACACAAGUUGCUGGAGUUAUCGGUAAUCUGAAACACAUGGCUUUAGAUAUGGGCAAUGAAAUCUCAUCACAAAACAACCAAAUUGAUAGAAUCAACGCAAAAGCUGAUGCAAACAAGGGCAGAAUUGAUUCCGCUAACCAACGGGCUGCAAAAAUACUCAACAACUGAGUAUAUAUUCUUCACUAUUAUUGAUAAUUCAGAUUGUUUAAAUAGUAUCAUAUGAUCCGGAACUAUCCAGUCAGCUCCUCGAAAGAAUAAAUAUAAAAGGAGUAGCUAGCUACAUCUACUUGCGAAUAAUUAUAAAUUAAUCAAUGCAGCAUUGUAUUUCCAAGCAGCACUUGUGUGCUUCUAAUAUUUUUCAUACUAAUAUUAUUAGGCAAGGAUUCUACGUUUGACUUGAAAGAGUUUAAACAAAGAUUAUUAAAAAAAAAAUUAUCUGUUGCGGUAAUUCAUAGCAAAAUCAGCUUAUUUAUUUUAGCUUUUGUCUGUCAAAUGUCAAAUUCCGACUAAAGUUAAGAAAAUGUUACUCUUUGAACAGUAAAUGAUAAUCUUCAUUCAUUUCUUUUUAAUUAUAGUUGUUCUGUAGCGAUUUUUUUCAUGAAAUCAGUAAAAGUGAAAAACGAUUUCCAUUAUGCACGUUUAACAGUGCAUUAAUGUGAGUCUUAGGGGUUGUGCAAUAUUGCAUGCUUACAUUGACGAUGACCUGGUUAUUGUUGUUGAUUAAAAUUUUAUAAUAUCCCAAAUCAUAACCUAUAGUACAUUUAUGGGUUCAGCCUCUUCUUAUAUGUUCUUGAGAAUGACAAAUGUUAUGGGUGGUAGUUUGAAAUCUAAAAUUAGUAGAGCGCAACAUUAUGCUUGAGUAUGAAUCCAACCCUUAUUAUUCCAUAGAGACAAAAUUCUCACGAUAAAAGACAAGAAAUAAUCUCAAAUAGUUUUCUAUAUUGCCAAUCAAUAAAACAUAUUUUGAUAUUAUAAGUCAGAUAUCAUUUGGCGUCAUUAAUAUUCAAAAUUAUAGUAUUUUUGAAUAUGAAAAUUCCCAUCGUUAAUUUGUUAUAUACAAUAUGAGUUUGAUUGAAUUUUUCUUUGAAGCCUUGACAACCCAACUGCAUCUUGAUAUUCAGUUCAAUCAAAUGUUGCAUUAUAACAUUUUAAUUCAUAUGUUUGAUUCUGAUUGGAAUUCCUUCAUGAAUAUUUUAUUAAGGUCAAUGCAUUAUACUCGACACUCUACAGACUAUUCAUUUGUUUGUAAAAUGAUUUAUUUACGAAAUGACAUUUUUUGACUUUUCCAAUCGAUUCGGGUUCAUCGUCAAAACAGUCAAAGUAUUUUUAUCAAAGAUUGAAAAUUGAUUUUUCAUGUUGAAACUUUUGUUGCUAUGUUAAGUAAGUCUGCAACUAUUGGAAUGAUAAUGACAUUCUGUGACAUUUUUCAUCUUCAGACCAUCUUUCAUUUUGAGAAUAAGGUGACUUUCACGUUUACACUGGUGAUUGGUUGUUCAUUUUCGACAUUUUGAUUACUCAACUUUUUCAUGCCGAUAUUUGGAAUAAAAUUAGUUGUAAUGAUUUGAAUUAAAAUCAUAGUUGAAUAAGCACGGAGAUCUUUUUGUACAUUUUGGAUUUUUAAAACAUUGCAAAUGACUAUCUUAAACUUGUAAAUUUGUGAAUUAUAUUAAGAGUAUAAACUAUAUUGAAUUUUAUAAAGUAGUAGUUAACAAUUUUUCGAUAAUUCAGUGAAAGCUUUUUAGUGACAUGCCAUGCAGCGAAUUCAUGAAAAAAGAUUAAAUUAAAUAAAAUCUAGAUAUACCAUGAUUUGGCUGGAAUAGAAAUCAUCAGUUAUCUUAUUUUGCAAAUUUGUCUUAUUGCAAAGAGUAGAAUUAUCUUCACAUUGGUGGCCACCCAAUGUCCAAUAAAUUUUUCAUACCGCUCUAAGGUUAUAAGCUCUCCGUAAUCAUUUAUUACACCAAGGUAUGUUCCUAGUAAACUCAAGGACACUCUCUUCAUCCAACACCACCAUUCAAUUAGGUUCAUCGAUUUCUUAUCAUUUUGUGUAGGCUGUUUACUUUGUAAGACCUAUUAUUAAUAUUUGUGUUCUUUUAUGAUAUGUACAGUAUGUAUCGAUUAUUUUUUGAUCCAGGUAUCUAAUGUGUUGUUUAACUUAUAUAUUUUCUGAGAUGGAUAUUGAAUGUGAAUUGUUGAAAACUUUAUAAUAAUCCUGAAUUUUUUUCUGGUAUGUCAUUAUGUCCACGUUCCUUGAUAUAAACACCUUAAACAAGAAGUCUUUUUCGCAAGAAUGUGUGGCAUGUUUUGAAUAAAAAGAAAAUUGGUUAAUAUGUUUUAUACCAAAACAGCAAAUUUUGGAACACUUUUUUUUAGGUCUUUUUUUAUUUUCAAUUUAUCCAAUGAUUUUAUUUUGUAAUAUUCUACCUAUGUAAUAAAAUGAUUAUUUCAGCAAUUGUCAUGACAAUGAAUCCUAAAUAUAGUAAACCUGAUAAUAUACCGCAGUGAGAAUUAAUCGAUGAAAUAUCUACUUGGCCAUCUUGUCGAUUAUUGAAAUCUGCCAAACUUUACAGUGAAGAUUUCUCAAUUGUAUUGAUUUAUUACUAUAAAGUUACACCCUUUGCAAGCACAGUCUUGUCUUGUUAUCUGUUUGUUAAAGCAUUAAUAACUACAAUACUCUUGAAGUUCAUACUUCUAUAGGAACUUGUAACAGCUGUCUACUCAUAAAUAUUUAUUAUUCGAUCUUUACGCCCGCCCAAUGUUUGUUUCUUGUAGUAUAAUAUGUUACUCGUCUGCUUCUGCAAUGUCACGCCCCAUCUGUUGUUUUUAAACACCAAAGUUUAUGUUUUCAAUGUUAUUAUUAUUAUUAAGAUUGUUUUCCCCAUAUAGCGAUUGCGUUAUUUUCAUUCUUCUGUUCAAUUUACUGCUAUGGUUUUAAUCGUUUUCAUCUGAUAUGUAUGUAUUAUAUUCAUUUGAAAUAUUUACUGUACUAAUGAAUAAAUUUAUAUUUAAGA
Messenger RNA from Styela clava, 3537 nucleotides. Its product is annotated as synaptosomal-associated protein 25-like. Gene Ontology annotation, cellular component: SNARE complex; plasma membrane. Lineage: Eukaryota; Metazoa; Chordata; Ascidiacea; Stolidobranchia; Styelidae. Gene Ontology annotation, molecular function: syntaxin binding; SNAP receptor activity. The record is from RefSeq and is a predicted model, not a curated record. Gene Ontology annotation, biological process: synaptic vesicle priming; exocytosis; synaptic vesicle fusion to presynaptic active zone membrane.